CUACAGAGUGCGAAUAGUCACGAUGGCAUUCCUUACUUUUCUUAUGAGCCAUAUGGCCCUCAUCAUUUCCAUCGUGAAUCUAGGGCCACUAGUGAGCACCUUAUGACACAACACGUAAGUAGUCAGGUCAUGUAUUCUGCCAACAGAUGGAAACAGUAAGAACGAGUUCCUCCCAUACCCCAUUCCAUCUGUCUGUUCAAGUCUGGUGAUUCUGCAAUGCCCGUGUCCGUGACUGCCGGUGAACCAUCGCGGGGCCUCAACACCUCAAAUCAACGCAAUCAGCUCAAUAUUCAGCCAUAUCUGUUUGCCUUGUCCCACUUGAAAGCUGGCCCUGAGCCUGCAUUAUCACCGGCUUGCUGCAUCGCCAGCAUUCGCGACCCAUGUACAACCACUUCAUUCUUCAAUAAUCUUAUCUAUCUCACCUACUAGUGGGGUUAUCCGUCAAACUGGGUGAUCGUUGCUCAGGGAAAAGACCUCUUGCUCAAAGCCAAUAACGCAAUCUAGGAAGUCAAGACACCAACACCUGCUCCUGCUCAUGUCGAGCCCGCUUUGCUGGCAUCCAUAAUAUCUUAAAAUAGUAUCUGCAAAGGGUCGACUGCAUCAUCCAAUCCCGGAGACCCCAGGACUGUACUGGACUGGAGGGGUCGAUGCACUGUAUGGAAUAAAGUGUUUACUACCUCCACUAGCAAGUCAAUUCCUAUCCCAUCACCCAUUCUGCUUCUGUCGAACCGUUACCGGCAUCUUCUCACCUACUUGAUCGACUGUUUUAACAACAAACAACCUUGAGUCUUCGGGCGUUUUUGAUACGAUCGGCCGUGCGUGCUGUGACCUAGCCUACAGCCCUUUAUCGAAGCCAUAUGUCUGUGGCCUGGCCCCCAGGGAGCAAGAAAACUUCUGACCUUGAAUUAGGGUGUCAAAAUAAACUGGUCUAGAGGCUUGCUAAGAUAUACUAAACUUACCUAAGUCUUUUCAUCACUUAGAAAAGAGGUCCUAGGUUUUCUUGCCUCCUCACCCUUGCUGGGUCGCACCAAUCGCAGCCUUCCACGCUAAGGUAGGCAUCUCGCCUUGUCCAGGGACCACGCACUUCACACUUCUUCCCCAACCGCGACAACUGCUCCACCCCAGCAAAGCAUUCGUACCUUAGCGCACCACCUCAGCCACGGGCGGGCUUGGUGUCUCCUCAAGCUAUUAUACCCAACUUACGCAUCAUCUCCAGCUCUUUCGCUGUGGAGAGUUGAACCGACCGAACCCAGCUCUGGCAAUACGGCGACGGAGUAUUGGUUCGGUGGAUGGCGUACAAGUCAGAUAUCAUUCUGUUUCCCUCACUCUACAGACAAGCCUCUUUCUUGGCUACCCGCUGUAACUAUCAGGCUCGGUCCCGCGCCACCGUCAGGUUCCGCAGAGUUUCCAACCGCCCUUAAACUGCCACUCCAUUCCUCCCUGCACGGCCUCAAACGUCCGACAUCAACGCAAUCGCCUCAACCAUCACCAGCGCAUCGCUUCAUCACAUCAUGGCCUCACGAGGCCCCAAUGAAGGGUCGCCCAAGCCAGAAGUUGGCGACACCUUGAUUGUGAUACAUGAUUUCCAGGCUCGAAGCUCCGAUGAACUUAGUCUUGCGAAGGGCGACCGAGUUGAACUCAUAGAACGAGACGACGAGUUUGGUGAUGGAUGGUUCCUCGGCCGUCAUCUGGUAAACAAUAACAAUGGACUCUUUCCUGAAGUUUACACUAGGCCAGCCCCAAGAAAUAUUCCCACGAGCACUUUUAGUGCUUCAAAGGCCCAGACUGCUCAGCAAGAACAGGCUCAGAACUCGAGCGCUGAUACAGGUACCAAAGAAGAGAACGAGUUGCAACAACCACAAAAUAGGAACCCUGUGACAUUACCUCUCAAUAACGUCAAAUCUGAACCCACACUGGUGCCAAGCGAGCCACCUGUGUUGCCCGCCUUGAGCCAGCUAACGACUCAGAAUCAGGACAGCCCUGUCUUGCAUGAAACGCUCACUGUUAUUGACGAGCACAUUACCGAUUUACGAUCACCUGCGAGCAACGGCGGACUCCGAGCGAUAGCGAACGAUUCUGGAAGCGAAUACAGCAGCACCCAUCCCGAUCAACGAGCAUCGUACAUCCAAGGUGAAGAGACUGACGAAGAAGAGGAGGGUUUUCAUACACGAGACGAAGUCGAAUCGUGGUCUCCUGAUGAUGUUGCCGAAUAUCUUUUUACGUCGGGAGUCGAAAAGCACCAUUGCGAGGUCUUCAGAGACCAGGAGAUAUCCGGCGAGGUUAUCCUCGGUAUGGAUCAGAGCUCACUGUUCAUCAAGGCGUUCGAUCUUGGGUCUGUCGGCCGGCGCCUCAAGACUUGGCACAAGAUCAAGGCACUUCAGGAUGAAGUGAGUAACCAAGGCUUGGAGACACGACGUACGACGCAAACCUUUGGAAACGAUGGUUCAGAAGAAGGCCGUAGAUCUCGGAGCCGAGCAAACACCCUAACCAAUCGGCCCACUUCUAUUCAGACGAGGCGACUCUCCUUAUCACAGAAUACGCCAAAGGCAUCUCCAACAUUUGGAGGAUCUCAUGCGCAAGAGAGCUCUAACCGCGCUAGUCAUAUCAAGCGGCCAUCCGCGGCAUCGAUCAGGGAAUUGAACCAUUCGCGUCGACACUCUUCGUCAACUGAUUUUCGCCAAGCUGGCCCUGCGGCGGCAAGCCCAGCCGUUCCCGUUCCUAGGAUCGCGACAUCGGGUACUUUCCCCGGAAGCGAGACCGCCCAUAAAAAGCAACCAUCAUUUGACAGAAACUGGACCCUGGGCAACGCUUAUUCGCAACCCCCCCAGCGGCCCCUUUCUUCAACUGGUCUUCAAGAUUUACUUAGCCCAUCGGGAGCAGAAGCACAGGAUUCUACUGUCGACGCUGAUCGGGGUUACUUCUCUGGAACAGAGGUGGAUGGGAGGAAAAGAAACUUAUUGCGAAAGCGCGACAGCAAUGCUGAAUCGAGAAAGUCAAGCUAUGCGGAAGAGCAAAGGGUUAGAAGUGCCACAGCUAUGGCACGACAGUCAAGAUUCGGUAGCGUGGGGUCUAUUGCGGAAGGGGGUAUCUCGUCAGCAGCUCAGAAGUACUACGGUAUUCAGUCUGGCGCUCAUAGGAGAACUGCGUCAGCCGCUUCGGAAUCAACGAUGAAUAUGCCGCCACCCAACGACGUUCCUUCACCCACCGUCACCAAACUGGACACUUCAGUCAGUUCCGCUCGCUCAACCGCCUCACCUAUAUCAUCGAGACAUCAAGGUUUCAACUCGGACUGGCUGUCAUCAAUGGUCAACAAACCCAUUGCCCUGGCUGGAGGAAAGGGUAUGCGGGCCAUAUCUGAUAACCUUAGCCUUGAUCGAUCGAAGGCUUCAACUCCAACGGACUCAUCGAACAAAGAUUUCUUGGUCGACUCACCUGCGCGAACCGGCUCGACAACUCCAUCAGGUGGAGCAAGUUUCGAUCUUGAAUCUCCCGACACUGCCAAGAGUCCCAAUACUCCUGUAACCCAGGUCAACAAGAAGGCUGGUAAGAAGGGCAAGAAGGAAACGAGCGCCUACACCCGCGGGCUGCUCAAAAUCUCGCCAAAAGAAGCAAGCAAAGAUGCCGAUUAUAGUGGUUGGAUGAGGAAGAAGAGUUCCAACCUCAUGACAACCUGGAAGCCUCGUUUCUUUGUUCUCAAGGGCCGACGGCUGGCAUAUUAUUACUCAGAAGAUGACGACCAAGAAAAGGGACUCAUCGAUAUCUCAUUUCAUCGAGUUCUACCAGCAGACAAUGAGAAACUCACAGGUCUUCAUGCUACGAUCACAAGCCUUGGAGGUCAGUCAAUGCCUGCAUCCCAGAAUGGCGAUGAUAACUUGGAGAAGGGAGAUGACUCUAUCUUCAUCUUCAAGCUGGUUCCUCCCCGAGCUGGCCUGUCCAGGGCUGUGAACUUCACAAAGCCAACCGUUCACUACUUCGCUGUUCCCAAUCUAAAGCAAGGUCGCCUAUGGAUGGCGGCCUUAAUGAAGGCAACAAUUGAUCGAGAUGAUACGAAGCCCAUCACUACGACGUACCAACAAAAGACAAUUUCUCUUUCUAAAGCCAAGCAGAUGCGUCAUCGCCCACCGGCUCUGAUGAACCUCGACGAAGGGGCUGAAGAGGACGCUGGUUCGGCCCGAAAGGAAGCCAACGGCCUGGGAAUUUCAUACGACGAAGCUGACAGCGGUGUUUCUGGCGUCGACAAACUCGCGGGCCAAAAGGCUGAAGAAGCCAAGUCAAGCCUCGAGUCCGAGAAAGAGAAAGAGAUCCCACAGACAGCUUGAUCAAUGCCACGCACACGGCAUUACUUACAAAUUUCUUUUUAAUUGGUGUGAGGCGUAUCUGGUCCUUCCCUAACAAAACUUCCCUUACACAUUUUCCUACCCCCCUUCUCAUAUAGAAGUUUAAUCCUUUUAUUUUUACUUGAUACCUCGGGCGCAGGGGAAAACUGGAAAUCUCAAUAAGAUAUGGUGAUGAAACAAACAGACGUGGAUGGAAUGCUAUGCAAUGGAAAGUGGAGGAGAAUCUCAGCUCAUCCCUUUGGUAGUGGAUAUGCAUGGGCCGCGACUGGCGAACAAGAACGAACACGUCAUGUUACAAGAGACAAUGAUGAUGAGGACGGCUUUUGUUACUGGCAUUUUUACAAACAUGAAGCCUAAGGAUGAUUUGCUGAGCUGGAGAAAAUGAGCGUCCCUCUGAAUGGGGUACGUACUAGUGGCUUGAAAUCUUGUUUUUCUCGUGGUCGUAAUGUGAACGAAGAUCUUUACAUUUGAGUGACACAAACCUAUUGCAAUCGAGAGCCACCUGGACUGGAUGGAGAGUUUUCUGUUGAGCACAGAAUACGGAUUGAGUUCGGGGGGCGGGCAGUUAAGCUCUGAACUUCACAUAGCCUCACGCAAAUGCAAUGAAUGCAGGGAAAAGUUCAUGAAAUAUCGAAUUGGAUAAGACGAUCGCUUGCUCUAGAGGUAUAUGAGACAAGAGAAGAAAGGGGCAUCAAUCGCCCCAACAAGAAACUCCAUGUACCUUUUUGGAUCAAGCUUCUUGGCUCGACAUGUAACCCUAUCAUGAAAAAAUUGCCCGAAAGCAUACAGGGUCCUUUGUUUGGGACGUUUGAGCCUUGGUAAAAUAAGUCCAGCGCCCCUGGGUCGUAUCCGUCGUUAGACCAUCCAAACGCCAUGAAAAGCAUUGUACCCUACUCUAGUAUUCCACUACCUCUUUCUAACCCUCGCAGUAUCCUUGAACUUGACUCUGGUCAAUCCAGAGGUGACAGCUCAGUGACUGUAACAGCAACAACAUCAAAUCACGAUCUCAAACCUUCUGGUUCAUACCCGUCAGAAGCUGUCGAAUGGAUUUCAUGAGGUGCAGCUCGAUCCCUUCGAAGUUGCCAACAGCCUCACCCUCACCAGGUGGUGGGACAAUGCUAGCGUCUGCUAUGCCUAGUACUCGGUCAAUAGCGGACAACGUGACAGCCUCCGCUUUGGCUUCGCCAAGCUUUGGGUUGAGAGCUUUGACUGAGACAUCCUUGAAGCCAUUGAUGGACGCAAGAACUUUGGCAUCAAAGAAAGGCAGCGUCUCGGCAGCAGAAGGGGAGCCAGAAGACGCGGGCCCAGGUGUGGGACUCUUUGAUUUCAUGUAAGCAUCAACAACCUGGCGGAUGCCCUUCAUGCAAAUCGUCUCCAUUUUGUCGUUCUCGGUCGCUUCUUUUUUAAGGCCGAUGCAGCGGUUGAGUGCUGACAUGACAAUCCCUUCGGCCUUGGGGUUACGAGCCUUCUUAAGGUUUUCAAUCAGACCGCUCUUCAGCUUGACAACUGCAGCGAGCAACUUGGGCUCGAUGGCAUAGCGGGCUGUGGGAGACGCUGCUGAAACCGAUGGGGUGCGGUUCACAGGAGUGGCAGGCUGUUGUUGCGCCUGUGGCGGUCCAGUUCCAGGCACAGUCUUCGCAGCUGCAGCCAGAGGCACUGGGGGAUGGGGAUGGUGCUGCUGUUGCUGCUGCUGCGCAAGGGGUGCGCCAGCAGCAGCAGCUGUAGCAUUGGCGUGCCCUUCCUCGCUCUUGAUCGGUGUGUUUGCUGGUGGGGGUGGCCGUGGUGCGUAUGGAGAGCUGUAAGUACCCUGGGGGGGCACCCCAAGCUGUGGGCGCGCAGGGGCUGGCGGAGGUCCGUAACCUGGUGGUAGCUGUGCUGGCGCCGGCGGUUGUGAUGCCACCGCUACUGGGGUUGGUUGACCAGGCGCUGGUGGUGAUGCAGACGCACCAUAUGGCUGCGCUGGCCGCCCUGGCUGUGUUUGCUGUGCCGUAUAUGUUGGCAUAUGAUAACCAGGAGGUGCUUGGCCAGGGGGGUAGCCAGGAGCUCCAGGUGCCAUAUGCUGGGCAUUAUAGGCAUACGGAGCUGGAUAUUGACCAUACGCGUGUGUUGCUGCACGAUCUGGUGACGAGGCUUUUCUCUUCUUACCAGCAUCGAGUUCAACACCUGGAACACGAGACCAAAGGUUCGUAGUCUCAUCUUUUCUGAAAGCCUCAUUUCCAAUAAGAUUAUGACGCACACUACUUUCCCAGCCUUUCGUUUCUGUAUGGAAGUAGAACCAGGGAUAUCUCUGACAAAUGCGCUUGUAAAUCUGUUUGAGCGUAAGGCCGUCCGGUCCAGCCGCGGUAAGCGUUUCGUCGAUAAGCACACCAUAGUUCUUGUUCGGCUUUUGGAGCUGUUCUUCGGUGUAGUCCUCGAUCUUGAGCUCCAAGGGAGGGGAUUUUGGUCGAGCUUUUUUCUCCUUCUUUUCUCUUGCUCGCCUCUCUGCAUCUGAACCUUCAGCACCGUCCUCCCGAGGCUUGCGAGGUUUGUACUUGCGUUUUUCUGGUCUCUCCGAGGAUCCUUCCGGCAAAGGAUGUUUUCGGGGCCGUCCGACCUUGCGUUUGAUUGGCGGCUCUACUGGAGGCGCCUGUGGUAAGGUCUUCUUGGCCAUCUCUUGCUGUUGCUUCUUCAGCAGCCGCUGCUCUCGUUUCGACAUAAUGCCAUUCUUGGGUGGCCUGCCAGGCCCCCUCUUUUUGGGUAUCUGAGGCAUCAAAUGUCCUUGAUGGGGAUCAAGCACGCCCUCAUGCUUCAAUCCGGAUUCUGCUCCUGCCAUUGUCAUGUCAUCGAUAUCCAUGUCCAUAUCCAUGUCCAUGUCCAUGUCCACUUCCGCAUCCAUUUCACCAUCUGCCUCCUCUUCCAUAUCAGCUUCAGCCUUGGCCUCCUUUUCUUGGACUGUCUCCAUUGUUUGGAUGGCUGCUGGCUCCUCAGCUUCUGCUUCUGCCUCAGCCUCAUCUUCAUCGCCGUCACCAAAGUCAGGAGACUCAGGUGGGCUGGCCACAUCAGACAACUCAUCGCUCGUGUCCUGAAUUUCGCCGUUACCAUGUGCAGACUCAAAAUCAAAACUCAUCUCUUUUCCGCCUUGGGCGUGUCGCUUUUUGAGGGCCAUGACGGGUUCUUCCUCGAUAUCCUCCUCGGCACCCGUUCGGCCCCUCUCAACUCCAUUGAUGAGAAAUCGGAAGUCGACGUCUUUGAUUUGCAAUCGAUCGCCGCAUCGCAGGACGAGCUUUUCGCGAUUGUAGUGCACAUCCUCACAGAAGAACCCAUUCUUAUGAAGGGGUAUAGCUUCAAAGACACCCAUGUCUUGAUUGUAUGCGAUCUUCAAAUGCUCCCGGGAAAUUGCUUUCGUCUUGGAAGCAAUGUUUGGACCCGGUGAGUGAAUACCAAUGAACGGAACAUGGUAUGGCGAGGGACGCAGAGAGCCCAAAUCAACUGCUGCAGCACCAGGCGUAUGAGAAACAUAUUGUCGGUUAGAAAUCAUGUUUUCCUGAGCUUGUGCUGCCGCUUCAUCCAAGUCGUGCUGUGAUGACCCCUGUGUACUCGUCUUACGCCUUUUUGUUGGUCGGGGAUUUUCCCCAGUAUCUGAUUCGGGACCCAGCAUACCUCCCUCUUCACUGACAUAGGAUUUGCUGAACUUGCUUCGAUCUGGGUGUAUCGGGGAAGGUGGCGGGAGACCUAGGUGGACGUUCUCUUCAGUACGUCGCCGAUACUCUUCGGCACGUCUUUCGUCACGGCGUGCCUGCUCCAGCGCACGCUGAUCUCGUCCAAUUAUGACAGCAUAGGUGGUCAUCUGAAACACGCUGUCGGCAAAUUCAAUACGUGCAAAGGAUUCAAGAGCCUUGUGGGAAUCUGUUUGGCGCGUCGAAUUUGUCGGGGCGAUGCCUUGGAAAGACUCGUCUAACGGGUUAGGCAAAGUGACCUGAGCUGGUGUGACUGUGGGAGGUGGUGACAUGGCUGUCGCGGCCCCUGACAUUGUAGCCAGUGCCAUCAUCAUGUAAGCGUGCUGGUUGAUGGUGGGCAUCGAUGUUGCAGCAUAAGGAGUCGACGGCGCAAACUGUUCUCCUAAGUUGUCGGCCUGCAUCUGUAGCUGCAAGGGUGUAGAUUGUUGAGCUUGAUCAACGUUUAAUGUUGCAGCCGCAUCGCGAGGAGUAGAAGCGUCAAGCAUGGUGUGAUCACCAGAGUUAACAUUCACAUGAGCUGAGGCCGCGGUAUUCAAUGGCAUCUCCAGCUGUUGCUGUGAUGUUGAUGUGGUAGCAUUAGCGGCUAUGGCAGGAGCGCUCGGGACGCCGUGAGUCGAGGGCGGCGUAGAUGGUGAAGGUCGAGAGUCCGACACUUUCGCUGGGGCAGAAGAUGCUGAUUCUUGGUUAGGGGUUGCGGCCUUUGGUGCAAGAGCAGCCGAAGGUUCUUCGGGUGAAGGGUUUAAUGAGACUGUUGGACGAGAAGCAGAUACAGUUGGUACGAUGGCAGUCGAGGGAGGCGCGGGAGUGGAUGUGGAAGUUGACUUUGAAGCGUCGACGGUCUUGGCCAUAGUCGAAGAGGAGGAAACCCCAGCAGAGUUUCCGUUUGAAUUUGAGCUUGAAGUUUGAAUUGAGGCAGAAGCAGAAGCAGAAGCAGAAGGCGCUGGGACCGGGGGUUUGGCCGGUGCCGGGUCAGCAACUUUUGAAUCGCGGUUUUCGUCGUUGCUCGUCGGUGAAUGCGAAGUCGCGUUUAUCUUUGUCGCAGAUGGGGUGGGAGUCGCAUUUGAUGGCGUCGCAGCUGGUGAAGACGCAGCUUGUGUUUGUGUUUGUGUUUUUGUUUCUGUUUCUGUUUCUGUUGAUGUCGUUGUCACGGUCCUGGAUGCGACAGCCUGGGUAUCUCUGUCGGCACCCAGGCUGUUUUGCAGGCCAUUCAGGCCAGCAAUGGACGAAGUCAUCGCUGCUCGUGCGACCAGCUCCUUCGUCACUUCGCCCUCACCUCAGGGUGUAAUCCAGAAGGUAUCGCCGUUGGCUGGAGACGGGGAAAAUAAAAGGUUCAAGCGGGCGAGGCUUUCUGGGUCCUUUGAGCCGCGAUAACUGAGAUGGUCAGGGCGGGCAAGGCUGCACGUUUUGAUAGGUCAGCUGAGGGGCUUCCUUCCUUCACGGACCCCGAGUCUCCUCUUACUUGCUAGAUUGGCGGUUGACCGCGAUGUUUUGCGCCGCUAGUACGCUUUGGGCAAUCAGGAAGUCGCAAUCACGAAUAUGACCUUGUUGGGUUGCACUUUCCCAGGCAUUUACUUGUGCGAAGAUUGAAGGAACCAGUUUCGAUAUUGUUUUAACAAGAGGCAGGUAGAGAAGACAUAAAUCACCUUUGUAAGGUAGACGACUCUGAUAAGCAAGUGUUACCUCAGGCAAAGACCUUACUGCAUCUCCCCUUGAGUAAGGUACACAUGGUGGUACUCAAGUUCUCUCCCCGCGCUGUCAGCCACCUACCUGAGUUGUAGGUUUAUUCCUUAUUGUUCAGGAACCAAAAUAGAGAUCUCUAGGAACAAUGCUUCAACUUUCAUAGGUAAACAAAAGCCGAUCUUAUUCAUUUUCUCGAACCCUCGAUAACAUAAAAAAUAUCCAAUCUUCAAUGUCACUCAGAUCCAGCCCCACUUUGUCACUUCUGAGUGACUUGUAUUAUGUUCGAAGACUUAUCAAUUCUAGCAUGUUAUAUCGUACCGUCCUGACUUGACAUUUCUGGGGACUCUCAUUCUGUAUAUGACAAUUUAGUUGGGGACCAGUAGUGCAAUCUUUUGCGUUUUCCCUUACUGCGC
This is a messenger RNA of Fusarium odoratissimum NRRL 54006, 10146 nucleotides long. RefSeq lists its product as uncharacterized. Gene Ontology annotation, biological process: actin cytoskeleton organization. The transcript has 3 exons. The coding region runs from base 1512 to 4319 and encodes 935 amino acids. Gene Ontology annotation, molecular function: protein binding. The record is from RefSeq and is a predicted model, not a curated record. Gene Ontology annotation, cellular component: plasma membrane. NCBI's taxonomy places the organism in Eukaryota, Fungi, Ascomycota, Sordariomycetes, Hypocreales, Nectriaceae.